This is a messenger RNA of Scatophagus argus, 2529 nucleotides long. RefSeq lists its product as uncharacterized. The coding region runs from base 369 to 947 and encodes 192 amino acids. The record is from RefSeq and is a predicted model, not a curated record. The transcript is spliced from 4 exons. NCBI's taxonomy places the organism in Eukaryota, Metazoa, Chordata, Actinopteri, Scatophagidae.
CAUGCUCCCUUCUCUCUCUCCUGCUGUGUGCCAGUCCCUCUCUCUCCCUCCACUUCCUCAAAGUGGCCAGAGCUCUUCUCUUCUCUCUUGUCCUCUUUACAUCGCACCAUCAACACCCUUUUUCUCCCUCCUCCAGCUGUGAGUGCGAUCACUGUUUGUCUUCACCUCCACAAGUUACAAGGAUCUCAGACCCGCCACCUGAAGACUUUAUUUUUAUUCUUGACCCUUUUUGGGGGGUGUCCUUAACCCUUCCCCUGAGGAGAGGCUGGUUGGUGCGUGUCUGGCGUGUGCGAGGUCUCUCGUGUCCUGCUCUUUGCCCUGAGGGAGUCCCUAAAGGUUGUGACUGAAGGAGAGAAAUUUUCUACACAAUGAAUGUUCAUCUGCCGCUCCUGCUGGCCCUGGUUGGCUCUUUCUGUGCCUUCACACAUGCAAGCCCCACCGUCAUCCCCACAUACUCUGAUGUUGGCAUCAAUGGGACAGUAGCAGAUGUCAUACCUGACCCUACAGAUGCUUCAAUAUACGACCUUACUGUUCUCACUGGUCCUCCUACAAUCACACCAGAGGUGGCCCCUGGAGAAGUCGCAACUACAGCUAUCACAGAGGAGGCACAGCUUACCUCUAAGGCCGAAACUGAGGAGCCCGUUGUUGAAACCAAAGCCUCUGCUGCUGCCACUGUUACCGCUGCCACAACAGCGCUAGAACCCAUUAUCACUGACCAUCCUGCUGUGGAGACUGCAGCUCCCAAGGACACAACAGAGGCUGACGUCCAGUCCAUGGUGACAGCAGAUUCGUCCAAAGAUGUGGUCAUUGAGGACCACGAAGAAGAGAUAUACUACAUGAGUUCUGGCCAUGUAGUCGGCAUCGUGAUUGGUGCUCUGGUGGCAGUGGUUAUCAUCAUUGCUGUGGUGAUUGUUGUGGUGAGGAGGAUGGGCAAAUACUCCCCUUGAGAAAAAAGCCGGCCAAGCAGCAGGAGCGCGCAAAGUUCUGGAAAUUCUGAACUACUGAGCUGUGACGUCAUUUCUGAUCAUUUAAAUAAGCACAACACCAGAAUGAAACUAAUCUAACCAGGACUAGAGACUGUUGCCAAAAAAGAGGGGGGAGGGAGGCUUCUUUAUGUUUCAGUAUGUACUGUAUGUAUGUGAGACAAGAGGGGUACGUGAGCAAACAUCCUCACCUCCCCCGCUACCUCCCUGACCCCCAGCAGCCACUGAUAUAAAAGGCUUCAUCCUCCCCUACUCCCUCAGAGAGAACAAAACAAGGUGACAGCAGGAUGUCACUAAGAAUUUCAGGCCUUUUCAAAUGCAUUUUGUUAAAAAAGAAAAAAACAAUAGAGAGAGAGAAAGAAAGGUAGGGAUCAUCUGACAUCUAGGGAUAAAAUCUCUUUAGUGACUGAUUUAGAUUUGCAUGGAAGUUUCAGAGGACUUCAAAAUGGAAAAUACUGAUAAAACUAACGGAAAUUAAACCAACAAAGAUGGUGGGAGCAGGAGAGAAAGCAGGAGAGACUGUAACAAAUUCCACAGGAUGUAUAUACAAUGCAAGGGGACUACUAGUAUACAGCUAACUCAGCUCUCAUUCUCGUGUUGCAGUUGCAUAGGCUAGCAUUUGAUAUUACAGAAUACACUAUUGUUGUGGCUAACGCACCCCCCCCUCCCCACUGAGCACCAGUUAAAACAUUCUCUCACAUCGCCAGAAUCCCUGAUAUGUUGUCCAACUGUAUGAAGCACAGUGUGCAGACGUUGUUUCGACAUGACACGCAUGAGCUCUGAGGGCUAACAGAAAAGAGAAAGCCAGCCUCAUUUGCAAGAGUAACGUGACAUUCUGCCCACUUUAACACUGACAUAUAAAAACCUAAUACAUAUCUGUGAAAUUUAGCAGAAGGGUUUGUGCCACUGUCUCUGGUAUUCUCUAAGUAGUUAGAAGGAUUUAAACUUUUGAAGUGCAUUAUUAAUGUGAAUUGACUAUACUUCUUAAGUGCCACCCAUUCCAAAAAGAACAGUUUGGAUGACUGCUGGCUUGUUCCUUAUAAAGGCUUACACACAGCCAGUGGUUAUUAGACAUAGUGAUAGUAUUGUCUUGACAAUGUAUUCAUAGUACAUCUGCUAACAGUCAGAUUACCAGAACAGCUAUCCGGUCUUUCAGUUGAGCUAACCCCAGAUUGUGUGCAUGGGCUGGUGUUAUACAGUUGCACUUAGUUUUAGUGCACAGUGUUAGGCAGCGAUGCCCUUUUUUGUUAUUUUUGCAAUCGUGAGUGUGUUAAAUGGGUGUACAAAUAAUCAAGUCUCAGCUUAGCUCUGCUUGCUUUGCAAACUUGUUUAAUAUGUGCACUGAAUGAGUGAUGUAAUGUUUAAUGGACAGGCUUUAGACACUGCAAAUGUUUGCAACGAUAUGUGUUUCUUCCCUCCCUUCUGCUUUGCCACAUAUUACCAUUUCUAGAUCUUUAAUUUGUGCCAUCUGAUGUGUUUAAACUCUUUUUAUUUAAUUGCAGUGUUUUUGUUCAUACUGUUUCAAUAAAAAAUUGGAAAAACUCCA